AUGUUAUCCACCGUCCCUCUCAAUGCGGGCCGCCGACGCGUGUUCGGCUCGGUUUUCUCCCCCGCGUCUCUUGAAGCUCGCCCGCCGCUCGCCUCGAGCUUCGAUCACGACCAAGCUGCCCUCGCUUCCUUCCAAUCGACUGCCUCGUUCGCCACUUUGAAAGUAGAUUCGCAGACAGGGUCCUUUGUGUCCGCGCAUGAAACAACUGAUCCACUUUCCGACCACGAAACAUGGGAUCAGGCAUGGUCUGCCGCAACCGCCUUUCUGUCUAUUCCAGAUCAUGGAUUUGCUCCAAUUUACGAAGCUAGGGAUACCGAUGGAAGCGAGAUGCUCAGGGCAUGGAACCGACUCACCCCACCAUCGAAAGAGACAGCCGACUCUCUGUCCUACCUAGCGGCCGCGACACAACAAACGAACACUCUACAAGGCGGAGCCAGCUCGCGAGGUUUGUUCAGCUGGUAUAGUGAUGAGAUUCGGCGACACUUCUUGACAAAUUUGCGAGGUGGACUAUACGAGGUCCUCCACAGCUCUGAUAAGUCGGGCUUGUUACGAACGAUCGUCGAUUGCCUUCAGCUGGCCUUUCGGUUAUACUUGGCCCCUAUUCGACACUACCUCUUGCCAUUGAUUCCUGCCUCCGAACAGAGCCGCAUAUUCACCCAACUUCAGCGGGGCUUCCAUACUGUUGUCUCGUAUUCUUUGCCAUGGCUACAGAUCUCACCGUUGUUAACCCAGGAAUUUGCGCAAGAUGCACUCAUCAUUCUCGGUAUCGACACUUUGCUUGAAGACCCGGAUUCGGAUGACGAAGAACAGGAUGAAAUGGAGGUCGAUGGAGAGUACUCGGUAUCCUACUGUGACUGGAAGCACGCCAAUGCAGAGACUCGCGCCCAUAUGAUGACAGAACACGAAAACAACGAGGUCACCAUGGCCCGGGAUCGUCUUCUAGCUUUCCUCAACGGCUUGCAGCUCGUGGGACUUGGCGGCGAUAAGGCCCAGAAGGUAUUUGCCAAUGUGAUGAACAUCAUGAUGACUGAGUUUAUACGCGCGGCCUAUACCUCUCAAUGGGAGGCCCCGACAUCAGUACCGCAGCAUCUGAGACAUUGGGUAGAGAAUGUUUUUGCCCGUCUUGCCGUUCAAGUCCUCAAUAUUAUUCACACGCAGCCGAGCAAUCAACCAGCUGGUACACUUGAUGUCAGCUUUACAGAUGUGGAAAAAUGGCAAGAAAUUGCCGUCUCUCGUCUGGGUGCGCUCCGGGCCAGUGAGCUUUUCGAUGUUAUUGUUGAAUGGCCUACCAGCACUGGAGCCGUGGAGGAUUUGAAACAUUUCACCACCCAUCCUGCCGCCCGCACAUACGUCACCCAGUCAUUUAUUGCGAUUCUAAACCAGCGGCUCUUGCACCCCGGUGCCUCAACGGUGGAGAUAUUGCAGUUGUACAUAUCCAUCAUCCGCGCCUUUCACCUCCUAGACCCGAAGGGUGUUCUUCUCGACCGCAUUGCUCGGCCCAUUCGACGAUACCUUCGUGACCGUGAAGACACCGUGAAGGUAAUUGUCAGUGGUCUCUUGGCUGAGCCCCCGACUGAUGAUACUUCGGAUCUACCUUCCAGUCAUGACACCUUGGUUGAGCUGUCAACAGAGUUGUCAAAGGCGCACCAACUUUCUCUGCAAACGAAUACUAGCGAACUGGACUGGGAUGACAUGAACUGGAUGCCAGAUCCCGUCGAUGCAGCACCAGACUAUCGGAAAUCGAAGAGCUCAGAUGUCAUCGAUAGUCUGAUCAGUCUCUUCGACUCUAAGGAGACAUUUGUCAAGGAACUACAGACCCUUCUCGGCGACAGGCUUCUCCAGAAGCGCGAAGACUACGACCAAGAGAUCUCUGUUCUCGAAUUACUCAAGGUUCGCUUCGGUGAUUCAGCUCUACAGGCCUGCCAAGUCAUGCUUCGGGAUAUAUCUGACUCUCGACGGGUCGACCACUCCAUCCGCCACGACCAGGACCUUCACGCUAAAAUCCUAUCUCGUUUCUUCUGGCCCGAGAUACAAGACCAAGAAUUCAUCGUUCCAGAAGAGAUCUCCUCGCUCCAAGAGCGUUACUCAGAGGGCUUCGAGGCUCUCAAGCAGUCGCGCAAACUGACCUGGCGCAACGGCCUAGGCCAAGUCACUGUGGAACUAGAGCUCGGCGACCGCUCAUUCUCAAACGAAGUAACAACCUGGCAAGCAACCGUCAUCCACGCCUUCAACUCAACGACCGAAAAUGAACAGGAACCGAUUUCCAAAUCAAUCCUCGAUCUCUCCACUGACCUGAAGAUGGCCAGCGCUCUCGUUCGCAGCGCCUGCUUGUUCUGGGUCAGCAAGCGUAUUCUCGUCGAAACAUCCCGCGAUACAUUCCGCGUUCUAGAAUUUCUUCCCACAGAAGCAGAAGUCGCAGAAGGCUCUGCCAACAACGACGGCGGUGCCGGUGGUAUCACCGCGGACGCAGGCGACGCAGCUGCAGCUGCCGAAGCCGCCGCGGCAGCUGCAGCAAAGGAAACCGCUGAAGCGGCAGCUAUGGAAAAGAUGAAUCUUUACUGGCAAUUCAUUCUUGGCAUGCUGACGAACCAGGGUGCGAUGAAUCUGCAGAAAAUCGUCAUGAUGCUGAAGAUUGUCGUGCCUGGUGGUUUCCCGUUUAGUAAUGAGGAAUUGCGGGAGUUCCUAGCUGGGAUGGUUUCCAAGGGCAAGUUGGAGAUUGUUAGUGGGGGCAGCUAUAAGCUUGUUCAUUAA
Molecule: messenger RNA, 2751 nt
Organism: Penicillium cosmopolitanum
Lineage: Eukaryota; Fungi; Ascomycota; Eurotiomycetes; Eurotiales; Aspergillaceae
Product: anaphase promoting complex subunit 2
Exons: 3
Coding region: 1-2751 (916 amino acids)
Biological process (GO): ubiquitin-dependent protein catabolic process
Cellular component (GO): anaphase-promoting complex
Molecular function (GO): ubiquitin protein ligase binding
Source: RefSeq, a predicted model, not a curated record